Molecule: messenger RNA, 5170 nt
Organism: Hypanus sabinus (Atlantic stingray)
Lineage: Eukaryota; Metazoa; Chordata; Chondrichthyes; Myliobatiformes; Dasyatidae
Product: zinc finger protein DPF3-like
Exons: 12
Coding region: 33-1226 (397 amino acids)
Biological process (GO): nervous system development
Cellular component (GO): nBAF complex
Source: RefSeq, a predicted model, not a curated record
GCUCCGGCCGGAGGCGGCUUCAUUGUAGCGGAAUGGCGGCCGUCAUUCACAAUCCUCUCAAGUCAUUAGGGGAGCAGAUCUACAAGGAAGCUAUUGAACAUUGCCGUAACUACAAUGCUCGACUGUGUGCAGAGCGCAGUGUUCGUCUCCCAUUCCUGGACUCGCAAACUGGCGUUGCUCAAAACAACUGCUACAUCUGGAUGGAGAAGAGGCACAGGGGCUCAGGCUUGGCUCCUGGUCAGUUGUACACUUAUCCUGCUCGCUGCUGGCGCAAGAAGAGGCGUCUCCAUCCUCCCGAAGACCCCAGGCUGAGACUUUGUGAGAUAAAGCUCGAAGGAGAGAUCACCCUAAAAAGAGAUGGUGUGUCAGCUGAAGGAACCACUUUGGAAGCCCUGCUACGUGGGGAAGCACUGGAAAAAAGAAAUGAUUCUAAAGAAGAUGAAACUCUCAACGAAAUUCAGAGAGUUUUAAGCAACGAGGAGAACGUGGAAGACCUGGAGGAGGAGGAUGUGGAAGAUGAAGUGCCAAAACGCAAAAACAAACCCCGAGGACGGACACGUGGUGUAGGAGGGAAAAGAAAAACAGACUCCUCUUCGCAGGAAGAUCACGAUAAGCCAUAUGUGUGUGACAUCUGUGGCAAGCGAUACAAGAAUCGCCCUGGGCUUAGCUAUCACUAUGCUCACACGCACUUAGCUGACGAGGAAGGAGACGACGACCAAGAUUCGGAGCCUUGUUCACCAUCUGUCCUGAAAAGUGACGGGCAUAAAUGGGGCAACGUAUCUGUGCGGAAUAGAACCAGGGGCAAGAAUAGAGCCAUGGAGGAUACCCGAGCUCGGAAAGGCCCGGAUGGGGUGAUCAUGUCCAACAACUACUGCGACUUCUGUCUGGGCGGGUCGAACAUGAACAAGAAGACAGGAAGAGCCGAGGAGCUGGUCUCGUGCUCUGACUGCGGACGCUCUGGUCACCCCACCUGUUUGCAGUUCACAGUAAAUAUGACUGCUGCUGUGAAAACCUAUCACUGGCAAUGUAUUGAGUGCAAAUCCUGUAGCCUGUGCGGAACAUCUGAGAAUGACGACCAGUUGUUGUUUUGUGAUGACUGUGACCGGGGUUACCAUAUGUACUGUUUAAACCCACCAAUGGUGCACCCUCCUGAAGGAAGCUGGAGUUGUCACUUGUGCCUGGAGCAACUGAAGGAAAAGGCUUCUGCUUGUGUCAGCAAACCCUAGUUCAGUGUCUUCAAGUUUUAUAUUUUUUUUAAAUCAGUUUAAUGUAGAUGCCCAUGGUCAGUACUUGCACAUUCAGGCUAAAAUAUGAACCUUUUACAAAGUGUGAAGAUGAAGCAAAGUAUUACUACGUUUAGCCUGUAGUCCAAUAUUGCCGUCAUGCCGAGUUUGAUUGUUGUCACUUCCCUGUGUGUCAUUAGAAUCCUCACUGGCUGUUCUUUACAGUUCCAUUGCCUUUAGCCACUCAGCUCACUUUGCAAAAUGACACAAAGGUUCCCAUCUUCUUAAACAUUAAUAACUGAAAUUGCCUUUGAAGUUCCUAAUUAGUUACUGAAAUAUCCUGAGUUCCCUAAAGUUGUGCAUUUACAAGAUUUGGUAAAAAAACAGUAAACUAAAUACUAGUUUGUUUGAAAGUAUAUUAUCCAAUAAAACAAAGGAAUAACAGAUAACUCACGGGAGCGUGGGACUGAGGUAGUAUUUCCAAAUGGAGCAUUGCCCUAGUCCCAUUCCCUAGCUCUGUGAAACACCCGAGCCUCAGCUAACGUGGCUCUACGGAACGUAGUCAGAGACUGAACAACCAGUCAUCAAUCCUGAUCUUAAUGUUGUACACUACAGAAAUAGCCAGUGUUAACCUUAAACUUGAAAGUUUACAUUCAACAGCAUUAUUGUUUUUUUACACGUGUUCAUUAUCAACCUGAACAAGUUGGCAAGAUUUUUUUUAUCAGCUGUCUGUCAGUUUGUGUUUUUCAUUUGAAGACUUGCUGUUGAGAAUAGUUGCUUCAGAGAAGGUCUAACACAAAGCACCAGCUCGGCUCUAUCCUCUCAGUUCACUGUCGCAUUCUAACAUAACUUCACUCAGUUCCUAAAUAAGAUGCCAGUAUAUUCUCUGAUAAGGUGAAAGAUAAUUCCAUUAUGUUAGACUUUGGUGAGAGUAUCAAUGUUUUUGUGGUUAUUGUGUGGUGUUAAUAAUCAAGAAUAUUAGCAUAUCUGUAUCAGUAUUUUAUAGAGCUCAUCAGAUCUAAAACCAGUGUAGAAAUUGUGUGUGCUUAUUUGUUUACAGUUCAGAUGCUCAAGGUAGUCUAUUAGUGUACUUUCUUGUCACUGUAACCAAGGAACUGGGAAUUCUUGUGGUAUGUCAAUGCUGCACUGUCAGAGAUGUGCUAUCUUUCGAGUGAAAUGUUACACCAAACCCGUCGACCUCUUUGGGUAAAGGACCCUGUGACACUGGAAGGUGGGUUAACCUGGCUGACUUUAAGCCUUUCACCAAUCUCACUAAACAUCUAUUACUUUUACAUAUUACUCUGCAGAUUUCAAAGUUACUACUGUGGUUUCCAGUAGUUCACAAGCCAAGGGCACUAAGAUUGUGAAUGACACUACAGAGAGAAAAAAAACAGACUGGGUUUUGUUUUUAAUUUAUUUCUGAAUAUGCCCCACGAGAGCUCAUUGUAUUUUGGAGUUAGCCCAACAAUUAGGCUUUGUGGUUCUCCCCAACCUGCCACAAGCCUCUUCUUGUGUUGACGAAGUUAAAUAUCAAUGCACACCUGCCGCUGGGGUGUGUUAAUUCAGGAAGAUCCCUGCUGCCUUUUCUCUUUAAUACGAUGUGCCAAUGGGAAUUCACACUGUCUUAUUUUGCAGGUAAGGGGAGGUUUUGUUUAACUGCUUGAUGCAUCUCCUUCCCUGUAUUUAUGCAUUCAAGCUGCCAUUCCCAACACUAGCCCCCCUUACUUCUGGGGCCCACUUCCUUUCUCUGCAUGCAGUGGGUCCCAGCCCAGCGACCUUCAGGCAGGAUACGAAGAAAGCAUCACAGCCAAGCUCACUAUGUCCACUUCGCCCUUUGAAUAGAAGGAAAUGAGCUGUCUGAACAAAUCCACCACGCCAGUGUUAUCUCUUUAUUUAUUUAUUGAGAUUCGGCACAAAAUAAGCUCUUUUGUUACUUUGAGCCAUGCUACCCAGCAAUCCCCUGUUUUAACCCUAGCCUAAUCACGGGACAGUUUACCAGUGGCAGUGCAUGGAACCUGGAGCGCCCAGAGAAAAUGUACUCCUUACAGGCAGCAGCAAGAAAGGAGCCCAGGCCGCUGGUACUGUAAAUCCUUACAGGCAGCGGCGAGAAAGGAGCCCAGGCCGCUGGUACUGUAAAUCCUUACAGGCAGCGGCGAGAAAGGAGCCCAGGCCGCUGGUACUGUAAAUCCUUACAGGCAGUGGCGAGAAAGGAGCCCAGGCCGCUGGUACUGUAAAUCCUUGUGCUAACCACUACAGUACAAUGAUCUGAUGUUUUUGUUGCAGCAUUGGAGACCUGGUCGCAGGUCAGUUAUUCAUAAGUAAUCCUUGAUGUCUUUGCUCUUCUAGGGACUAAUAAUUGGGCAAAAUUGACAGUGUUUAAGCUGUCCUCAUGAUGUGGUUUACUCAGUGGCCACUUACAGGUUCAAUGUGUAAUUGGGAUCAUUUUACAGGUCCUGUAAUAGUCAACGUUGACUUUAUUGUCACAUGCACAAGUGCAUCUGAGAACUGAUAUCACAGGCACGUAACGUCGGACAAAGACAUAUCAUACAGGGCAAUGUCUCGACGAGCUUUACAAGUGAAAUUAAAACCAGACCUACAGAAUCAAUGCCUCAAAGAAAGUCAUUGGACGUGCCUGAACUACUGGUGUGUUAAACCCCUAACACUUUCUCCUCUUUGGGCAACGUUGAGCUGCACUGACUGUAAGCAGCUUAACUGGCUGGAACAACCACUGAAUCCAUUCAAUUUACUCGUUUACCUAGCAAUACAAUGCAGAGUGGCACAGCACCCCACAGCCCAGAUUAGCCCUAACCUAAUGACAGGACAAUUUACAAUGGCCAGUUAAUCCACCCGGUGAGAGCAAACGAGCGCCCGGGGAAAACCCACGCUUUCCACAAGGCACUGGAAUCGAACUCUGAACUCAGGAGCGGCCAGAGCUGUAACAGCAAUGUGCCAACCACUAUCCUGCCCCAGCGCUCGGCUUAUCCUACCUGGAAAGCACAAGUGUGAAACUCUCUGGUCUGCCCCGUUCCCUGGGUUCCUCCUGCCUGCUGUAAGUGUGUCGUGGCUGGAGCUGCUGUACUUGGUAAAUUGAUUUCUGAAUCUCCAUUACCCAGCAAGUUAGCUUAGUGAGCAGGAUUUUAAAAUAGUCUGCCUUUGGAGUGAUUUGGUUCUUAGUGUACUCGAAUGAUUAUCAUACGUUUAUCGUGUGGCCAGAUCAUCACAAGCCCCCCUCCCCAUACACUGCUGGGGUGCCAGAGAAGUUGGUAGUUCAUUUCACACUGGGAGGUGCAGGAGAAUCCCUUCAGUGCCACAGUUGAAAGGAGUUCUUCCUGCUUUAGCUGGAAGUAUGACAGGUGGUUAUAGAUUCCCCUCUGCUGUGGAGUAGAGCAAACUUUCAACUUGAAGCUGACUCCGCUUACCGCUUUCUAUUAGUACUGAAUGCACGACUUAUCCAGCUAAGCAAUGGUGAAAGAAAACUUGACAGAUCAGGCAGGUAAUACUGUUAAAUUGCAUCUUGUAGAAUUUAACUGCUCCUCCUCCAAAAUUCUGCCUUGGCAAAAACAAAACAAAGAAGAAUGAAAAGUUCAGGGAGUGUUUGUGGAAUCAUAUUCAGUCCAUUAGUUAUAUUUAUUUAAAGAUAUCUGCAGAGCCACUUGUUUGAUAAUCAAUAGGUUUUGCAACAAUUAGGCCAAUUUUUUGAGAGUUUGCUUUAGUUUUCUGGGGAGGGAGAGGAAAGAGAGAAGAAAGGACUGAUUUAGAAUGCUCCAUUAUGUAAUUAAUCAAAGAAGCAUUGUGAAUCACAAGAUAAUAUGAGAUACUUACCCUGAUUGGUCGAGGAAUAAAACAUAUCCUGAUUGGGUGGUGUUCUGAGAGGCAAAAGAUGAAAUGGAAUUUCCUAGUUUCUUGGGAGUUAAGUUUUGAAGUGUGGAAGUCUAAGUUUCUCUGGG